CUGACGUUUGCUGUCUCAACCCUCAUACACUUGGCUGUGGAGCUGCCGCAAAGCAAACGAAACGACUUGCUCUCUCUCUCUAUACAUUUGCCCCUGUCACUCUCUUUUAUUCAACAACUAGAAACGGAUAAAUCAACAACAUGUCGGGAGAGGGAUGGCUGUUCCUCUUUGCAGUGCUGCUCUCGGCAGCACUUCUCUUCACCAUGGUCUUCUACAUCAUCAUGUUCUCGGAUCUUGAGUGCGACUACAUCAACCCAAUCGACCUCUGCAACAAGCUCAACCAGUUCACGCUUCCCGAAAUGGCCGCGCACGCCGUACUCACCGUCUUUUUCCUCUUGAGCGGUCAAUGGCUGGCCUUCAUCCUCAACGCGCCCCUUGUCGCCUUCAACGUCAACAAAGUCAUGAACAAGAAUCACAUGCUCGAUGCGACAGAAAUCUUCCGGACACUGUCGCAACAUAAGAAGGAAUGCUUCUACAAGCUCGGUUUCUACCUCAUCAGCUUCUUCUACUACCUCUACCGGAUGAUCCUUGCCCUCAUCGCGGAAACAGAGUGAAGGAGACAGCGGCCCAUGAUCUCGUCCUAAGCUUCGAGGCGAAGGAGAAGUGUCGAUGGGAGGAGGAAGAAAAAAAAAAGACUGGAGCUGCGUGCACGGAAGAAAGAGCAAGACUGGAAGUGCGUUGGCGUCCUGAAUGGAAAGAGAGAGAAAGAGACGAGGGAGAGCAGUCUCAUCAUAGAAGGGGGGGAAAGGGAAGUCCGAAGGCCUCUCCUCGCCCCUUGAAUACUUUUGUCGUUUUGUCCUCUUCUUCGCCCUUUUUAUUUACUAUUUUGUCACACAAGAUAUCACAGUUGUCUUCUCGCUCCCGCCGUGCUUCUCUGGCUCCAGUCAUG
Messenger RNA from Acaromyces ingoldii, 889 nucleotides. RefSeq lists its product as hypothetical. NCBI's taxonomy places the organism in Eukaryota, Fungi, Basidiomycota, Exobasidiomycetes, Exobasidiales, Cryptobasidiaceae. The record is from RefSeq and is a predicted model, not a curated record. The transcript is spliced from 8 exons. Gene Ontology annotation, biological process: endoplasmic reticulum to Golgi vesicle-mediated transport. The coding region runs from base 141 to 554 and encodes 137 amino acids. Gene Ontology annotation, cellular component: COPII-coated ER to Golgi transport vesicle; endoplasmic reticulum membrane.